Molecule: messenger RNA, 3507 nt
Organism: Symbiodinium sp. CCMP2592
Lineage: Eukaryota; Dinophyceae; Suessiales; Symbiodiniaceae
Source: the annotation of a GenBank genome assembly
AUGUGGUUUGUUCCCGUGGGUGAGAGCGCUGGGGCCGAUGGUGGUGAUGAAGCCGCCGAUGAAGAUCCUGCCGAUGGCAAUGAAGGCCCCGAUCACACGGAGCCGUGGGAAACCGGCGCCAGUCAUGAUCAUGAGGACUGGGCUGGCGAGGAGGAGUGGGCUCCCGAUGAGGAGCCAUGGGUUCCCAAUGGUGAUGAAGACGUUAAUCAAGCCGAGCACUUGGGUGAGAGUUGGGCUGCUGACGAUGAGCAGCAGUUGUCUGCCCAGGACGAGCCAUGGCCUGCCGAUGAUCCCAGUCACCAGGCGGAGCCGUGGAAAGCUUCCGAUGAUGACGGCCCCGAUGAGGAGCAGUGGAAAGCUGCCGAUGAUGAAGGCUCCUAUGAGGAGCAGUGGGAAGCUGCCGAUGAUGAAGGCCCCGAUCACGAUGAGGAGCAGUGGGAAGCUGCCGAUGAUCACGCCCCCGAUGAGGAGCAGUGGAAAGCUGCCGAUGAUGAAGGCCCGGAUGAGGAGCAGUGGAAAGCUGCCGAUGAUGAAGGCCCCAAUCACGAGGAGCAGUGGAAAGCUGCCGAUGAGCAAGGCCCCAAUCCCACCGACAUGUACCCCACGUGGCCAAGGGCCCCGAUCACAAACGUGACCCAGGAGUAUCCUACGAAGGCCGACCGAGAGCGUCUCGAUGUUUGGUGGUCCAAGUACAAGACAAACCCAGCCCAGGACAUGGCACUCUGGCUCGACGCAGCCACCGAUGAGGAGUGCCCGAAGAUCCCGGCCAAGACUGCCAAUGAUGAGGCAGGCGGAGAGGAGAGGCCGUGCAUCAUGGCAAGCCAGCUGAUCGCACCCGCGACCUUUCAGAAGUUGGACAAGGGCAUGCGUUUCGCGGAGCGACAGCACAGGUGGAACAACAGUGAGGAGAGAAAGCAGGUGCUGCAGGGAAUGGACAUCAAUGAGAUGAAGCGUCGCGAUCCGAAACGCCAAAAGGUCAAGGAUGCCAACCGGUUGGCUAGACGGGUUGCAUAUUUGCGGAUCGAAUAUCAACACCGAUCUGGGUCCUACUACAUCCUCGAAAAUCCCACUGGCUCCAUGCUGUUCGAGUAUCCGUGCAUAAAGGCGAGAUUGCCAGCCCACAAUGCCAAAUCCAUAAACCUUUGCCUCGGAGCCGUGGGAGCUCCGUCGAGAAAGUGUGUUACGCUAUGGGGCACUGCGCCGUUUCUGAACAAGCUCUACGAACAACUGUCCGGCACAAGGAGGAACCAGCUGCGUCGUAUCCAAUCCUUCCUCAAGAUGGACAUAAUCCGUGGAUAUGUCGAUGAGCACGGCCGUGCUCGCCGAGUCGCUGAUCUACUGGAUGAACAUUUCAAGACCCUGAAGCCAACACCUGUUGUCAACGAGCUGGAUAUGGAGCUUAUGGACAGCAGUGAUACUUCAAGCUCCGAUUCUGGCCUCGAGGACCUGGCUCAGAAGUUGCCUCGGAACCCAAAUUAUUAUGCACUCGGUGUGUUCGCCAUGCACAUCCGGUAUGAACAGGCGAAUAGCGUGUAUCAGCGUGUAUCGGCUGUUAGCAAAGCCCAAAAAGGAUCUAAGAGUGCUGCCGGCGGGGAUGCAUCGGCUCCUGAGUCGAUUGAUUUGUCCAUCGAAACCCAGCCACGGCAUUACACGUAUGUCGGGAAGAUGGUCGAUUCAAAUGGUGCCGCUGUAAAUCCUGGGAAAGGAAAGCUGGCAAAGGGUGGUGGCAAAACCCAUGGAAAGGAUGGUGCCAAUGGUGCUGGCACAGCCGCUGGGAAGGCUGGUGGCAAAAGUCCCGGAAAGGAUGCUGGCAAAAGCCCUGGAAAGGAUGGUGGCAAAAGCCCAGGAAAGGGUGGUGGCAAAUCCCCAGAAAAGGGUGGUGGCAAAACCCCCGGAAAGGAUGGGGGCAAAACCCCCGGAAAGGAUGGUGGCAAAUCCCCGGGAAAGGAUGGUGGCAACACGGAUGGAAAGGCUGGUGGCAAAAGCCUUGGAAAGGAUGCUGGCAAAUCCCCCGGAAAGGCUGGUGGCAAAUCCCCUGGAAAGGAUGCUGGCAAAUCCCCCGGAAAGGAUGGUGGCAAAUUCUUUGGAAAGGAUGCUGGCAAAACCCCCGGAAAGGAUAGUGGCAAAUCCGCUGGAAAGGAUGGCGGCAAAACCCCCGGAAAGGAUGGUGGCAAAUCCCCUGGAAAGGAUGGCGGCAAAACCCCCGGAAAGGAUGGUGGCAAAUCCCUUGGAAAGGAUGGCGGCAAAACCACGGGAAAGGAUGGUGGCAAAUCCCCUGGAAAGGAUGGCGGCAAAACCCCUGGAAAGGAUGAGGCUCAGACCGGUGGCAUGAAGGGUGCCAAAGGCGGGAAGCAGGGCAAAACCAAGAGUCCGGAGGCCAGUGAGCCAGGAUCUGGCAAAGGUAACAAAGGCAAGGGCAAGACCAAGGCCGUUUCCAAGGAGGCAUCCGCACCGGAGGGCAAAGGCACAGUGAAGAUUGGAUGGGCUCUAUCUGGCCCCGCAGACAUCCCGCUCCAGCAACGCAAGGCCCUGAACGAGAAGCUCCGUAGGCGCAUGAACAAUGGCCAAGGCCUACGCAAGGGCUUGGUGGCUCAAUGGGCUGCAACCCCGCCAGGCUCCAUGGCCCGGUUCGAAUUUCUGAAGGCUUUCCUCUUGGACAAGGACAUGUCUAGCAUCGUAGUCUCGCCUUACUACGAGGAGCUUUCCGAGGCCAAAGAGAAAGAAAUCUUCGAAGAGCUGCCAUUGUGCAUGAUCAAAGAAAUUUACGAGAAGGUGGAGGGAGGUAAGAAGUUUCUUGCCGAGCUGAUGCAGAGUCAGGGCGCCGGGAAGAAGCACCCACAAUCCGAUGAUGAAAACAUGCGGCUGUAUAAGCUCUUCAAGUCGAACACUAUCAGCAGUGCCUGGGCAGGAUCAUAUCCACUUACAAAGUGUGUGCUAGUUCCCUCCGGCCCGGUGACCCUCUAUGAUAUAGUAUUGUGCCAAGAUGCGAACAUCAACAGAGUCGGCAACAAGACGACGGCCAGCGUGGAGGCCUCGACCAACAAGGCAGAGAGAGCUGCUAUCGCAGAGACGAUUCAAGGAAAGGUCGCAGGGAUGCACAAAAGUGCCUUGACACCGGCGCCCAAGAAAGGGGAUGGAAAGAACAAACGCAAAAAGGAACUUACACCGGAGGAGAUUGCGAAAAAGGCUUUCGAUAAGGACUUGCAAUCGAUCCAGCAGAUGAUCUUCGCAUCGACGCCUUUCGAUGAGUGCGAGCGGUGCAUGCUUUAUUACAAGGAAAACGAGCUAAAGGGUAAGGCAUCUGAGAAGAGAAAGCGCGAGAAAGCUGAAGAAGAACAGAAGAAGAAACAGCAGGAGGCCGACGGCCAGCAGGAUCCGGAUGAGUAUGCUGAAGUGCAAGAGGAGGAGGACGCUGAGAUGGAAGGACAGGAAGAAUGGCCGGAGGAUGUGUAUGAUGCAGAUGCUGAUGAAAACGCAGCCCCUGCUGCCAAGCGCCACCGAUCCUAG